AUGUUCAAUUGCCGCAUGUGCGCCGAGGGGCCUUUUGCUGCGCUGUUUGACCAGGGCGACGACAAUGACAAGAAGGAUCAGAGGGAUAAGAAGAAGAAGGGCAAGGGCAAGAGGUCCACCACUGAGUCCAAGAGGGACGAGGCCUCCUUCCGGCCGCGCACCGAGCAGGAGAAUCAGGCGCUCGUCAAAGAGUGGAGCCAGUAUGCCCACCCGCGGGCCAAGGAGUUCUUCCAAACCGAGGACGUGAUGAUGGACGUCCUUAUGCAGCUGGCGUCGGGCAUCGACAGAGACAGCGACCCCGUGCUCGGGCCGGACGACCAGUGUGUCGUGUGGUAUGGGGACGUGACGAAAGACGAUCAGCAGGCGGCGAUCCGGAUGACAAAGCCUGGAGAGACCUCAGAGUCGGUGACUUACGUGAACCGGGUGUUGGCCUUCAUUUUCGCAACCGACGAGUCUUUCGAGCAGCUCAUGAAGCUUCCCAAGGAGCCCUUUAAGAUGCAGUGUGGCGACCAGCUAUGCGUGCACCUGGCACACAUCUCGCUUUCCGUGGAUGGUAAUGGUGCGGGUAGUGCCAGCUAG
Molecule: messenger RNA, 579 nt
Organism: Prorocentrum cordatum
Lineage: Eukaryota; Dinophyceae; Prorocentrales; Prorocentraceae
Source: the annotation of a GenBank genome assembly